UAAUACGAAACUGAUAACAACCAAUCGCCAGACGUUAAUAACAGUAAUUAUUAAUUAAUAAAUAUUAUUUCCUUGCGAUUGAAAAAUAUUUAAAAAAAAUCAAUCACAUAAAUUUAGACGUUUUUAAUUUGUUUAGUGUUAACAAAUCAACUGAUUUCAUCGAUUCGUUUCACAAUGGACUACGAAAGUGACGAACUGUUGUUCUGCAGAUUUUGUUUGAGACAGUCGCAGUCGUCAUUUCCCAUCUUCAUGGCUUCUGAUCCAGACUUGGCCAAGGACGUGAUGAAUUGUCUUCAAGUCAAGGUACCUACGCUUAAUAUAUUGGUGGAUGCAUAUUUUAUAAAAUUUACGUGUUGUCUUUACAGAUUACCCAAGACUCUGUUGGGCCGAAACACAUAUGUAACGAAUGCUAUGAUCAUGUUCAAGAUUGGGUGACGUUCAAAAGACAAAGCGAAGAGGCUCUCAAGGAAAUUGAAUCCAAUAUGAAUUACACCGAAAAAGAUGUAUAUUUAAUAGUCUAGUUGAUAGACUUUCAUAUGUGUAGUCUUAAUUAAAGGUGAUUUUUUCUAGUCUGUAACUGUAACUCAAAUGGACUUAAUUGAUGAAGUGGACUACCAUUGCUGUAUAUAUUGUGAAAAAAUUUAUCCUAGCGAGUAUGAAUUAUUAAUGCACGUCAAUGAAAUUCAUCCAAAAAGUGUGAAUUAUAAUACUAAUCCCAAGUACAAAGAAAAUAUAAUGGAAUACAUUCAAUCUUCAUUAGUUGAUGGCGAAGAAAAUAUACAAUGUGAUGAGUACAUAGAGUACAAUAGACCUUCAUAUCAAAAAGUAAACUGUGUAUAAAAUAAAAUAAAUGUAUUAGUUAAUGUAUGAAAUUACUUCUGAAGUUUUAGAUUCGUAACGAAGAGAGGAUUUUAUUGGUAUUAAUAUUUUUAUUUUUUUUUUUUUUUGUGUAUUUCAUUAACUUUUCUACCAGAAAUCUGCUCCAAUAAAUAAAUGACAAAACGCUUUUUCGUUGUAUUUUGGAUUUAGUUGGUGCAUUAGGGAGAUUAUAUUUUGAUUUUCUGAAUAGUUUUCCAAAUAAUUGGAAAGAACUAGAAAUAAAAAGUUUUAAAAUUAUUUGAGCUAUCUUGAGAUAUUUAUAGACAUUUUAUUUGGUUGGUAUUCUGUGGACAAAAUUGUUUGACUAAACAAAAAUGCUUGAAAUUGAACAGGUUUAUUAUAAAUUUUACUUAGUGGUAAAAAAAAAUUGAGUGUAAUGUAAUAUUUAUUUUUCAUACAAGUUUUAAUACAAAAUUUUGAUGAAAAUCAUAAAUAUUACAGUCUUUCAAAACAUGUAUGACCAAACUUUGCUCUAAAUCAUUUGUUUAGGAUGGUUUAUUGUUGUUAAUAAAUAUAAAUUAAAUAACUUUUAUGUAUCCUACCUUCCCAACUUCCCAUCUACAACAGUGGAGCACCCAUCAGCAUAUUAGUUUUUUUCUUUUAUAUGAAAUGAUUAAGUAGGUAACAGUUAUAUAUUUUUCUAGAUGAAUUAUGAGCAAUAUAACGAAUUACCCACUUCAGAUGACGGAGAUGAAAAAUUUCAAUGUUACUAUUGCAGUGCUACGUUUGAUGAAUUUGUUCAUUUAAAAGAACAUUCAGUUUCCAGACAUCGCGAUUUAAACAAAAAAACCGAAUGUAACAAAUGCAACAAAAUUUUUCUGACUGUUAAUGAUCUUCAGGAACAUGUUACGUUGACACAUCCAGGUAAAAAAGACACAGCAGAUCACUCAGAGUUAAUAAUGUGGAAAACACCAAAAAGAUCACCUUACAUCUGUAACUUGUGUGACAAAACUUUUUCGAGAUUUUGUGAUUUAUUGGACCACGAUGAGAUACAACAUGAUGAUUUGCCUAAAAGGUAUAGAUGUGGUGUGUGUAGCAAAAUGUUUUUGAUGGAAGAUAGGGCCAAGGUGCAUUAUAAUUUUUAUCACACUAAAACGAAAGGGACAAUGAAUUUCCAGUGCACUUAUUGUGGCAUGGAGUUAAAAAGCGCUUCAGCUGUAGCCAACCAUGAACGAAUGCACAUUACCCAAAAAUCUACUCACGUUGGAUUUAAAAUAAUUAGAGACUGAAAAAAUUAUGUAUUUUUGUUAUGACAUUAUUAUAAUUUGAUAUUUUUUAUUUUGGUUAACUUGGAAAUAAUAUAUAUUUAUAUUGACAAUAAUAUUAAAAGUUAGGUUUUUUUUUAUAUUUCAAUUUCUGUUGUCCUUUCAGAAAAUAAAUAUUUCAAAUUAUUUAAUUGCAUGUUAAGUGAUAAACUUGUUUGCGUUUUUUAAAUUGAAUACUUGGCGAUUUAUAAAAUAUAUUAAUGUUUAUACUUGUUUUGUUUGUUUUAGAUUUACUAUUAUACACUAUGUAUUUAUUUUUAAUUUGUGAUAAGUUACAUCACAGUGGAGAUUAAAUUGUCUUUAAAAAUAAAUCAAAUACUAAAUAUAUAAUAUAAUAUGUUGUAUUCUAAUUUAGAUAGCCAGUAUAGUGUAUGGUACUUCCUUCUCUUGUCUGUUUUAAAGUUAUGAAUUAUGAUAAAUAAAAUUGUAAUUAAUUUCAUGAAAUGUAUAUAUUUGUAACAUUAAACUUGCACAUUUUUCCAUUGCACUUACAUUGUUACCCAUUAAAAAUGAUCAACUUUUUUUUUAAACAUGUAUUAAUUGUUACAUUUACAUUUAAUAGUAAUAUAGCCAUUAAAUAUUCAAAGUCAAUGUAUCAGUAGUUUGCCUCCCUCCUGAGUCAACCAAAUUUAUACUUUUAGAUUC
Messenger RNA from Cinara cedri, 2789 nucleotides. The record is from the annotation of a GenBank genome assembly. Lineage: Eukaryota; Metazoa; Arthropoda; Insecta; Hemiptera; Aphididae.